This is a messenger RNA of Pygocentrus nattereri (red-bellied piranha), 7240 nucleotides long. It is a transcript of the gene mia2, whose product is annotated as CTAGE family, member 5. The record is from RefSeq and is a predicted model, not a curated record. Lineage: Eukaryota; Metazoa; Chordata; Actinopteri; Characiformes; Serrasalmidae. Gene Ontology annotation, biological process: protein secretion; vesicle cargo loading; endoplasmic reticulum to Golgi vesicle-mediated transport. Gene Ontology annotation, molecular function: protein binding. The transcript is spliced from 29 exons. Bases 143 to 6952 code for a protein of 2269 amino acids. Gene Ontology annotation, cellular component: endoplasmic reticulum exit site; endoplasmic reticulum membrane.
AGCUCACUCUCCGACUCGAGAGGCACAGUGGAGCUCUCUUUCUUUCGGCUCUGCUGGGACUUUGCUCCUUCAUUUGGAAAUGACUUUGUUUGGAUGAAACUACUUUUCUUGAGGAAAACAAGGGAAUCUCCUGGGUUCAGCCAUGGAGACUCUGCACGCAUUCAUUUCGCUUCAGAUUAUCCUCAGUUUCGCACACCGAGGUUUGGGAUUAACGUCUGAUUAUAAAACGUGUGGAGACCCAGCAUGUGAACGCAUGAUGAGUCGCGUGCAGGCCCUGAGAGACCACCACUCUCCGGACUGCAGGUUCCUGAGCUUUAAAAAAGGAGACAUGAUCGUUGUUUACCACAAACUUUCAGGCAAAAGAAACGACGUUUGGGCUGGCAGUAUAGGCAAGCAGUCUGGAUAUUUCCCCAAAGACGCUGUCAGGGUCGAUGAGGUUUUUGUCGAUGAGGCAAAAGAAAUGAAGAUGCCCACUCAGAAAUUUGACUUCUACUGCAUGGAUGAAUUUGGCUCAAUAAUUGAGAGUGAUUCCAAUGAAAUCGACGAUCAAGACGAUCAAACUGCAGAGUCUGAAGAAUUAGGUAACAGUGAUUUUGAUGAUCGACUCUCAAAAUCUGCUGAAACAAAUUACAAUAUCAAAACCAAGGAAGCCCAGAGUGCCACUCAAGAGUCUUCCAAACAGGAUCCUGAGAAAGCCGAAAAAAGUGGGUCCUCCUGGAUCGGCUCUGCUGUGAAUGGCUGGUUUGGUGGUGGUGGUGAAGAAAGGCAUGAUGAACCCCCAGAGGAAGGCAGUGAUCAGGAGUCCUUCAAGGGCAGAAAACUAGCCUUGGACAUUGAUGAAAACCAACUGCAGGUGGAAAAACAAGGUAAAACAUUUGGGUGGAUUGGAAAUGAGCUUACCAAUGUUUUCGGAUUUGGGGAGAAAGCUUUAGAAGACAAUACCGAGGAUUCACCUGAGGACAUAAUGCAAAAUGAAGAGAAUUCUCCCAGUACACAGUCCAGUUGGCUGGAAAUGGGACUAAAAGGUGUUUUGAGUUUUGCAGGUGGAGACAACCCGGUAAAAUCUGAAGCUGAAGACAAAAAUGGAGCCGCAAUUCCUAAAGAUGAGAAGAAUUUUGAACCCACCCAACCUUUGGACAGCGUUGAGGCCUCACAAGGUGACAACAAUGAGCCAAAUCAAGGUGAAAGACAAGAGGCCUCAAGUUUUAUAGAGGAAAAUGUGGAUUCUUCAGCUUAUACAAACAUUGAAAGUGAGAAAAUACAUGGAAAAGAGGAUUCAGGGUGGUAUGGCAGCAUCUAUAACCAAUUUUCCAGCUUUUACGGAGAUGCUAAAGAAGAAAGCGACAUUAGUAAUGAUGGUGGAGGAGAUGGCUUGUCAGAGGCAGAUGUCCAACAACCAAUUCAAAACAUAGAAGAUAUAGAAGACGAGGGAGGAAAAGGUUCAGACGCAGUGCAGCCUUUAUUCUCUGUCGAUCGCCUUUCGACAGUGUUUUCACGAUUUCAGUCAGACACGGCUGACAAAGAAGUGCAAAGUGAGGAAGAAAGGCCUCCAGAACAGACAGAUUCAGGUAAGGCAGUCUUUGAUGAUGGGCAGAGUGAUAACGAUGAAGAAAGCACUGGAGAUGAUGAGAUUAACCUUAACUCAGCAGAUUUGAUUAGUGAAAUGCAGCCGUUAUCUGAUGAAGAGCUUACUUUGGAAGUUAGUACUGUUUCUGAUGACGUAAGAAAGACAGAAGACUUUUCCCAAGAGCCCAACAUACAGGGUGAUGAUGCACGUGAAAGCAAAGAAGCAGAAAUUCAAGAAGUAAAGCAGGCUGUUGACGUCGUCCAGACUAAAAGGAAUACAGACAGUUCAGAGACGGAGCAAAGCCAAGCAGAUGAGGAAAACAAGGAAGAUACAGACAGUUUUAGUGAAAAGAUGACUCUUAUGUCUGAAUUUGUUGAGUCUGUUGCUUCAAAGCGGUCAGAAAACCUGACAGAGAAGAGAUUCCCCAGUGAGGAACCAGCAGAUAUAGACGUACUAGAAGUAGACGCUGAAUUAGACCAAAGUGUAGACCAUGAUCAACCAAGUCUCUCCACUGAUCAAAGUGAGGACAUCCAAUCAAUAUUUAGAAGUGAUGAGACUGAGGCUUUAACUGGGGAUCCAGAGCUAAAAGAGCUGGUAGAAAGUGGCCAUUUGGGUGAUAUUUCAUAUGGAGCAGGCCAAAGCCGUUUAAAUAUUUACAGUGAGACCAAGACAGCUAAUGUGGACACAUUAGAGGCAGCACAGCUGGAGAAUCUGACGUCAGACGGAGAUAAAGUAGAUUCCACAACACCUGAAACAUCAGAAAGCCACAAGGACGAUGUAAAUGCAAGGGACGAUAAUAAAGAUGAUGAUGAUGAUGCCAAAACAGAUGGAUUUAGCAGCUAUCUUGAGUAUUUGAGCGAACAAGAAGGCAUUAAAUCCGAGACAGUAGCAGCCAACACCGGAGAGAUAGCCCAGGAGAGUUUGGUUGUUAAUAAAGAUGAAGAAAUCCCGCUUGAUCCAAAAACAAACGAAUUCAGCAGCUAUUCUGAAACACACUCAGGUUCAGAUCAUCAGAAAGGAGAUGAAUCCAUUCUGGGGUCAAGAACAGAGCAGACAGAGUUAGCUGCGGAAAAAGAAAGUGUAGAGAGUUUAGGCAUCCCUCUCAGUUCAGUUGAAAACAAAGAGGAAUGGAAGUGUGAGAAUGAUCCGGCUGACUCCAAACAGGAAUACGCUAUGCAUGAGAAGCUAGCAGAUGCUACACUAAGCCAGACUCAAAGCCAGCCAGAAGAAACUAAAGAGAAAAUCCCAUCAAAGCACAGCCCAGCCAGUGAACAGCCCGGUGAUUUUAGCCAUGCUAAUGGAGAACAUAGUGAUCAGGUUAGCUUAGCCAAGGCUGCUGCUGACCUUACAGCCCUUGACAUUAGCUUAGAUAGCACUGAAGACAUUCCAACGUCUGAGGAAAGUGGUUCUCUCUCAGAAAAUGAAAAUCAGAGCGAAUCUGAACACGAAAAAGCAGUUCAAAACGCUAGCAAGCAUGCUAACGCACUUGACGGAGAGCAUAGCAAUAAAGCUAGCUUAGCCAAGGAGGCUAAUACAGAUCAUAACAUCAGUCUAGAUAGCACUGAAGACAUUCCAACGUCUGAGGAAAAUGGUUUUCUCUCAGAAAAUGAAGAUACGUUGGAGUUUGGAGAUAGAGAACCAGUUCAGAACGCUAGCAAGGAUGCUAACACACUUGAUGGAGAGCAUAGCAAUAAAGCUAGCUUAGCCAAGGAUGCUAGUACAGAACAUACUACCCUUGGCAUUAGUCCAGACAUUAGUGAGGACAUUUCAUCUCAAGAAAGUGAAUUUCUCUCAGAAAAUGAAAAUCAGAUGGAAUUCAGACAUGAAGAACCCAUUCAGAGUGCUAGCAAGGAUGCUAACACACUUGAUGGAGAUCACAUUAGCUUAGCCAAGGGUGACACUGAUCGUGCUGGACCUGACAUUAGCCAGGACAGCACUGAAGGCUUCACCACGUCUAAGGAAAGCGCAGCUCUCUCAGAAAACGAAUCUGAGCUUCACAGCAAAGAUGCUUACACACUUGAAUAUGAUGAUGGUGUUGCACCAAAAGUGGACACUAGAAGCUCAGAUACAGCUGAAGAAGAAAGGAAUGACGAAAGCAUAAUAGAUGAUCCAAUAGGGAAUAAGAAAGAGCUGGAUGCUGUGGAGAAACACCUUCUAAGUGUCUCUCAAAAACAAGAAGAAGUGACAGAAACUGUGGAAAAAGAGCACCAAACAUCUAACAGCAUAGAUGCCCAAAUCUAUGAUGCGCAUAAAUCGGCAGAGAGGCCUCAAAUGCCCACAAGCAAAAGAUAUCCCACCCUGCAUGUUCAUCUGAGUGAGGAGAAUAUUAAGGACCUUUUGGAGGUUUUUGGUGAGCACCGAUUAUCGUGGCUGGACCACAACCUCAGACAAGAGGAAGAGGUUGGAACAGGUCAAGGAGAAGAUAAUGAAGAUCUUUCUAGGCUUAGUGACUUUGAACAAACUCUGGAAAAUCUCAUGAAAACAGGAACCAAAAAUGACGAAGAUGAUGCCAGUCUGCUUGUUGAGACCUGUGCUAAAGUAGACGCCCUUUUAUCCAGGCUAAGAGAGAAGUUUAUGCCUGUGAUAGGAGAUGGCAGUGUAGAUAAAAGCCCAGAACCCAGUCCAAAGGAGUGUGGCGAUGAAGGUUGUGCCACUUCGAAUGAAGAAACUCCAGACUAUGAGCAAGACACUGGAAAGGAUCCUGAAGUUGAAGAAAGCUCAAGUACAGACACAUCGGAAAGCCUGAUCAAUAACGCCUUCUCUGAUGAGCAAGGCCUGUCAGAAGAUGUAGCUGAUGAGAAUCCCGUACCAGAGGACACCCAGGUGCAGGACGGAGAUGCAGGGCCGUCAGACUGGAUGACCACAAGCAAGAAAACUGAAUCGCACCCUGAUGAAAAUCGUAGCACUGAGGAGUUUGUGGAGCCUGAAGAAACUAAGAAUGGAGGAAGUCUAUAUCACUACGCAGCUUUUGUUGGUCAAGUCACAUCUGAUACCUUUGCGUGUGUCAUAAAGGAGAGUGCACACCUGAUGGGCGUCAUUAGUGAGGUCGUGUCCUCCCUUCCUGAUGAUAUCAGGCCGGGUCCUGACCUUUACGGCCUGCCGUGGGAGGUCGUCCUGUUCACCACAUCGAUAGGAUUGCUCAUCGUGCUUCUCUUCAGCUGCAGGUUCGUCCACUCGAUUAAAAGCAGAUUAUAUGCAAGUAAAGAGAGGAGAAUGGGACAGAAGGUGGCGGAGCUUCUGGAGGAGAAGUGUAAAGUGCUGGAGACACUGAGCGAGUGCAAACACAAGUUUGAGAAGCUGGAAGCUGCAUUACAGAAUGGAGGAGUUUCAGCUCAAGAAGCAGAGAGAGAAAAUUUAGAGGUAACGUCUAAGAAGCUCGAGCAGUCGAACGCGGAGAUGAAAAGCGAUAUAGAGAGGCUGCAGGAGGAGCUGGAGAGCCAGAGCAAGCUCAGAAAACAACAGGAAGAGCAGCUUGCGGACCUGGAAGAGACUUUAAAAAGCCUGGAAGACGAGGCUAAAGAACAGAAGUCACAGUUGGAGCAGGAUAAAACCACACUGAAAAUCCAUGAGAUGAACAGCGAGAGGCUGCAGAAGAAACUGCAGACGGCCAAGGAGGAGAACACAAUGCUGCUGGAGAGCAAAGCUCAGUUGGUGCAGGAGGCGGAGGGCUGGGGCGAGAGGCUGAGUGAGUUGGAGGAGGAGAUGAGGAUGUGUGAGAGAUCACACGCCGGCAUGGUGGAGGACUGCACGAACAAAGACGAUCGCAUCAAGUCAUUAACAGACUGCCUGUUGAAGAUGAAGGACUGGGAUUCAGAGGAGGAGGGCAGUGUGGACAGCAGCAGCGACACCGCUGGAUCAGAGAAAGGAAACCCUGCAGAUCUCCGUCAGAAGCAGAAAGUGCAGAGGCUGAUUUACGCAGCUAAGUUGAGUGCAGACCUGAAGGCCAUGGAGGAGGAUAAAGACAGAGUUGUUGCCAAACUUGCAGACGAGAUUAAAGCCAAAGAAGAUCUACAAGAGGGUAUUGAGCAGAUGCAGGUGGAGAAAGAGUCUCUGGAGUCGGAGAGCUGCAUGUACUCCAGUGAGAUCCAGAAACUGCAGCAGAAACUGCAGAUCAUGACGGAGAUGUACCAGGAGAACGAGCUCAAACUGCACAGGAUGUUAACAGUGGAGGAGCGGGAACGCUCGCAGAAAGAGGAGAAGCUCACCAAGGCCGGCAAGAAGAUCAGCCUGGCUGCCGAGGAGUUAAACACUUACAGACAAAGAGCUAAAGAACUGGAGGAGGAGCUGGAGAGGACCAACCAGGCCUACAAAAACCAGAUUGCUUCACAUGAGAAGAAGGCUCAUGAUAACUGGCUGGCUGCUCGGGCUGCAGACAGAGACCUCGCCGACGUGAAGAGGGAAAACUCUCUGCUCCGACAGCGACUGACGGACUACCAGUUUAAAUUGGAGCUCAUGGAGAAAGAGCCCUACGCAAGAGACGCUCCAGUCAGACCAGUGUUUAGAGGUGAGAGAUCUCCAUAUGGACCCUCUCCGCUUGGACGGCCAUCCUCAGAAACGCGGGCCUUCCUGUCCCCCCCAACUCUGAUGGAAGGACCCCCGCGACUCUCCCCACAGUUUCCCAUAGUGCCUGGCGGCAGAGUGUCCCGUGGUGUUGUGGAGCCCCCUGCUGGUGGUUUAGAGUGUGAGAGGAGCGGGCCUCUCUCAGACAGUGGCUCAGCGUCUCCUAGCUGGGAGAGAGAGCGCAGGGGUCCCGGGGCCCCCCCAGGUCCCCCUCCUCCAGACCCAGGCAUGCCUUACAGGAGGCCCCCUCCCGGACCCUUUCCCAUGGGCCCCCCACCCCCACGGCCCCCGCCUCCUGAGUCCUACUUCGGAGAUAAACCUGACUUGCCGUUUCUGGGAAACAGCUCAGGACCCGGUGGGAACGAGAGCAGAGACAGCCUGCACUCAAUACCCGAUGAUGCGAGACCGCCUCCUGAUGCCGAUAUGAGGAUGGGCCCUCCACCAGGCCUGCCAAUGCGUCUGACCCCUCCCAUGGACCCCAGAGACCCCCACUUCCCCCACAGAAUCCCAUACGGACCCCUAGACUACUUCCCCCCUCGGGGACCUGGCGGACCCCCACUGGGCAUGCGAGGGCCACCCCCUCCCGGAAUGUUUCCCAGAGCUCCGCUGCCUCACCCCAUGGCAUACCCACUCAUGAGACCUCCACCAGAUGGAUUUUUACCCGGACCUCAUCUUAGACCCCCGCCGCCAGACAGCUUUCAACCUGGACCCCCUCUUAGACCCCCACCACCAGACAGUUUUCAGCCUGGACCCCCACCCAGACCCCCACCACAAGGCAGUGAACAGCCACCGGAACAGCUUCCCUCUCCACACGACGUCAUCUGAACUACGACUGGGCGAUAUGGCAAAACCUUUAAUAUUGCGAUACUUGAAGAUCUCAUGAUACACGACACGUAUCAGGAUAUUUAAUUUGGCUGAGAUUUAGAAAAUGCUGAAAUUACACCCAGACCUGGAGAAAUUCUACUAAUGUUUAAACUUGUAGCAUUACUGAGUGAGUGAGGUGUAAACAGAGAGAUCCAGAGUGUUUUGGUGUGAAACGGUUCAGACGUCUUUACAGUGGUGGUGAUGGGAACCAGGCGUCGCCAUGACUACAACACAGAUAUAGACACUUUA